UGAAGUUGCCGCAUCUUCAAUCAAAUAAUAUCAAUACAAAAUGUUAAGUGUCUCGCAUUGGCACCAUUUCGGUAGACAGAAAAGAUCAAAACUUUUAAGCACCCACAUGAUUAUUAGAUGACUCAGGCUCAUCCACAACUAAGAGAACUAAUGAAAGUAAUCAGUAGAACCUGUUGGACAAAAGUGUAGCAGGUUUACAAGUUCCAAAAAGAUCCAGCGGUGCCAUCACAUGUUGAUUUAAUUAGGCCAUUGCUCUUAUCUCCUCCUAUUGUAUUCUGCCUAUAAAUACCAACUUUGAUGCUUCAGUUCCAUCACCAGUUUGAGACAUCCCCUCAUCAAAGAAAAUAACCAUAAGAGAUGGCUACCGUUUCUUCAAAACGCAAUCACGUUCGCUCAAUCAGUUUGCCUGGGAGAUCACACCCUAUCAUCCAGAGAGUUGAAGAGGAGCUAAACAAGCUCAAAUCAUUGGAAGUAUCAGUUGCACCAUCAGCUCUGAGCAAUGGUCUAAUCGGUUUAGAGAAAUCAUACAAGUGCAUAGACGAUCUUCUCAACUUGCCUCAAGCCCUCCCUCAGAGUCUAAAUGCAAAAUGGCUUGACAAUUUAUUGGAUAAAACGGUGAGGCUUCUUGAUGUUUGUGGCACAAUAAAGGAACUUGUCUCACAAUGUAAAGAAAAUGUAAGAGAUAUUCUAUCUCUCAGAAGGAGAAAAGGAGAUUCAACUAAAGAUGACAGCGUUGAAAGAUUUACCUCUUUCAGCAAGAAGAUCAAGAGGGAUGCCAAAAGAUCUGUCUCGACUUUGAAACAAUUGGAUCAGGAGACUGCAGUGCCACUCUUGCUAGAUGCAGAUCAAGAUACAAUAGCUACAAUUAGAGCACUAAGAGAAGCUAGUGCAGUAUGCAUUUCAUUUUUUCAAAUGCUGUUGUCCUUUUUGUGUGUGCCACUUUUGAAGCCUAAGCCAUCAAAAUGGUCAUUGCUUUCAAGAUUGGUACAAAAAGAAAGAAUAGCAUCUGAAUGCCAAGAAGAAAACUUGAGCUUGGAAACCUUUGAGGCUUACCUUGACAGCUUUGAAGAUGGAUUGGAGGCAACAUUUAGGCGUCUGAUUAGAUCUAGAAGCUCGUCAAUUAGUUUUCCCAGCAGACCACACAAUGAAAGAGUGGAAGAGAUUCUCAACAAGCUCAAUGCAGUGGAAGUAUCUGCUGCAUCAACAGCAGAGACUAUCUGCAGUAGUCUACUUGUUUUGGAAGACCUAUACAAAUGUGUUGAUGAUCUUCUUAACUUGCCUCACCUCUCCCAACAUGGAAAAUGGUUUGAAGAUUUAUUAGAAAAAUCCAUAAGAAUUCUUGAUUUUUGUGGCACGAUAAGGGAAUUAGUAUCACAAUGUAAGGAAAAUGUAAGAGAUGUAGAAUCCUCUGUCAGACGGAGAAAGCAAGAUUCAAACACAGAAGCCAACAUAGUCAGAUUCGCCUCUUUUAGCAAAAAGAUGAAGAAGGACGCCAAAAGAUUAGUCUUCUCCUUAAAGCAAAUGAAUGAGGAGUCUGAGAGAUUAGUGUUCCAAGAUACAGAUCCGGAAACAGAAUUUGCGAUUGGAGCAAUAAGAAAAGCCAAUACAACAUGCACUCUGAUUUUCCAAAUGCUCUUGUUUGUUCUUGUGUGUGCACUCUUGAAGCCUAAGUCAUCUAAAUGGUCACUGGUUUCAAGAUUUUUGCAUAAGGGAAUAGCAUGUGAAGUCCAAGAGCCAAACAUGAACAUGGAAACCAGGGUAGAAAUUUUUGAGUCUCAACUUGACAGCAUUGAGAAUGGAUUGGAAAGAGUAUAUAGAUUAUUUCGUCUUAAGAGAACCCUUUGUGUUUCUCCCCAUGCUAACCCCCUGAGGGUUGAUGAACAAGCGAAAACUAAAAUUAUAAUACUGCAAGUAUUAGAACUCACGUACCAUGACAGAAACUGCGUCAAGGAAAUGGCUGCUCUUUCUUCAAAACCGAAUCACGUUCGAUCAAUCAGUUUUCCUGGGAGAUCACACCCUACCACACAGAGAGUGGAAGAGGAGCUCAACAAGCUCAAAUCAUUAGAAGUACCAGCUGCACCAAAAGCAGACACUGUGUACAAUGGUCUACUCGGUUUGGAGAAAUUAUACAAGUGCAUAGAUGAUCUUCUCAACAUACCACAAACCCUCUCCAAAAAUCUAGAUGCUAAAUGGGUCGACGAUUUAUUGGACAAAUCAGUGAGGCUUCUUGAUGUUUGUGGCUAUACAAGGGAACUUGUCUCACAAUAUAAAGAAAAUGUAAGAGAUCUUCAAUCAUCUCUCAGAAGGAGAAAAGGAGAUUCAACUACAGAUGACACCGUUGAAAGAUUUACCUCUUUCGGCAAGAAGAUCAAGAGGGAUGCCAAAAGAUUAGUGUUGACUUUGAAACAAAUGGAUCAAGAGACUGCGGUACCAGUCUUGCUAGGUGCAGAUCAAGAUACAAUAGCUGCAAUUAGAGCACUAAGAGAAGCUAAUACAAUAUGCAUUUCAACUUUCCAAAUGCUCUUGUCCUUCCUGUGUGUGCCACGUUUGAAGCCUAAACAAUCAAAAUGGUCAUUGCUUUCAAGAUUGGUACACAAAGAUAGAAUAGCACCUGAAGUCCAAGAAGAAAACACGAGCUUAGAAACCAGGCUGGAAAACUUCGAGGCUUACCUUGACAGCUUUGAAAAUGCACUAGAAGCUACAUUUAGGUGCUUGAUUAGAUCUAGAAGCUCGGUCCUCAAUGUUCUUUCCUGCUAAUCUGGUAGUUGUCAUUCCA
Molecule: messenger RNA, 2776 nt
Organism: Lycium barbarum (goji berry)
Lineage: Eukaryota; Viridiplantae; Streptophyta; Magnoliopsida; Solanales; Solanaceae
Exons: 5
Coding region: 358-2757 (799 amino acids)
Biological process (GO): root development; shoot system development
Source: RefSeq, a predicted model, not a curated record